CCGGAACCGUUGCUUUCCGAGAACGGCUUCGGCCUUCAAACGAGGAAUAGAACAAGGGGGGAAGCUGCCAUGUAAAACCACGGUCGAGACUCGCUGCUCUCGCAUGAAACUCUGGAGUCUGGAGUGUUUAGGAAUCACAUCUACCCGGAGGCUAAACAAUGAAAUGUCUGUUAGCCGCCAGUCCCAAGUCAAAGGAUUGGGGCUCCUGCCGUUGACGCAAACAAAUGAUCGAAGAUUCUUUGACUUGGAACCAUCCUCUACGAGCGUUCUGCGCAUCACUUCUUGACUGUUGUAUGUACUUUAUGCUCGUGCUACGAACAUCGGACGUUCGGAACAGCAGUACCAGGUCCCAGGCUUCACUAGAAAAUAGGAAGUCCGAAACGAAGAAGCUGACAUUUGCAUCUCAGCCUCGGAGCCUAAGUUGGACUCCAAAGAAGGGCAGGGAAAGGGAGAGAAGGGAGGCACGUCGGCUAUGGCAAUUAGAGGGGCCCUUGGGGCCACUGCAUUGAGAGUUCGUUGUCCCAGUUUGGAGUGCACGAAAUGCAGCAGCAAUGCUGGCAGCAGUUCCUCGGGAAUCCGUCGGGGCAGGAGUCAUGGGCGAGUUUCUUUUUCUGCCAAGGAUGUGAGUGCAUUUGGCAGGAAUGCAAGUCUUCUGCCAGGUGGUGGGGUGGCUGUGGGAGAUGUGGGGGUUCGGAGUACACAACGACGGCGACCGCAGGGAAUUUAUGCGGAGGUGAAAGUGCAACUGGAGGCGAGUGGGAAAGAUACAGCUGAUUCUCUACCACUGACGAACAAAAUUUUGGAGCUUUUGAAGGAUGAUGGAGAUCCAGUUAAUUCUGCUUCCUCAGACUCUGGUGCUGUAGAUCGAGCUGAAUUUCUGGACGCAGCAAAGAAGGGUAAUCUAGUUCCUGUUUACCGAAGAAUCUUCUCUGAUCAGCUGACACCAGUCAUGGCGUACCGAAUUCUUGUAAAUGAAGAUGAGCGAGAUGCUCCCAGCUUCCUUUUCGAGUCUGUAGAGCAUGCGACUUAUGGGAGUAGUGUGGGCCGAUUCAGUAUGCUCGGGGCCCAACCAGCCAUGGAGAUUAUUGCCAAGGAGAAUAUUCUUACCAUUCUAAAUCACGAAGAUGGAUUUAGGGAGGAGAAGAUAGUGGAUGAUCCAAUGAAUGCUCCAUCGGAAAUCACAGAUCAAUGGAAACCUGUUAUGCUAGAUGGACUUCCAGAAGUGUUUUGUGGUGGUUGGGUUGGGUACUUUUCAUAUGACACAAUGCGAUAUGUAGAAAGGAAGAAGUUGCCCUUCAGUCAUGCUCCGGAGGACGACAGAGGUCUCCCCGAUAUUCACCUGAGUCUUUACAAAGACGUUGUCAUAUUUGAUCACGUUUCAAAGCUCGUGUAUGCCAUUCAUUGGGUGCAAACGGAUUCUGAGAAGUUCAAAACAGCAGAGGAUGCAUAUGAAAAUGGUAAAGCACAGCUUGCCCGCUUAGUAAAUCGUCUACAGAAUGGCCAAAGGCAAAAACUGUCGACCGGCGCCGUGGGCAUUAAGAUUGGUCACUAUUGGGACAACAAACAAGUUUCAAAUUUGACUGAGGAGGAAUAUAAAGCUAACAUUGUGAAAGCAAAGGAACACAUUUUGGCUGGUGAUAUUUUUCAAAUAGUUUUGAGUCAGAGAUUUGAGCGACGCACAUUCGCCGAUCCUUUCGAAGUGUACCGUGCUCUUCGAAUUGUCAAUCCUAGCCCAUACAUGAUUUACUUACAGGCUCGUGGAUCUAUAAUGGUGGGUGCCAGUCCGGAAAUUCUAACCAGAAUACAGAAGGGAAAGGUCGUCAACAGACCUUUGGCUGGGACCAGGAGAAGAGGGAAGACAGUGGAGGAGGAUUUGCAAUUAGAGGCAGAUUUACGACAAGAUAAGAAAGAGGUGGCAGAACACGUGAUGUUGGUAGAUUUAGGUCGAAAUGACGUGGGGAAGGUUUCUAAGCCUGGAUCAGUUAAAGUGGAUCGGCUUAUGGACGUGGAGCGUUAUUCUCAUGUUAUGCAUCUUAGCUCCACGGUAACUGGUGAACUUCUCGAUGAUAUGAAAAGCUGGGAUGCUCUACGUGCUGCACUGCCAGUUGGGACUGUGAGUGGAGCUCCUAAGGUCAGAGCAAUGGAGUUGAUUGAUGAGCUGGAGCCCACCCGACGUGGUCCGUACAGUGGGGGUAUCGGGCAUGUUUCAUUUAAUGGAGACAUGGACAUUGCUUUGGCCCUCAGAACUAUGAUUUUUCCCACUUUCGAUCGAUACAACACGCUGUACUCUCACAGUACAACCGCAGGGACAAAAAAUAGGCGAGAGUGGCAGGUGUAUUUACAAGCUGGAGCAGGAAUCGUGGCCGAUAGUAACCCUGAUUCCGAACACAGAGAGUGUAUUAACAAGGCUGCGGGCUUGUCCCGAGCUAUCGAUCUUGCGGAGUCAGCUUUCAUACAACAGUAAGUUUAUGAUCCUUUAGCGGUAGUUUAUUUGGGUUUUCAGGAUGAGUUAGGGAGUGUUGCCCAGAGUUAUCAUGACAGAGGAAAUACAUGUAGGAGGUUUUGCAGUGAAUCUGGUGUUUUAUAAUAACAAA
This is a messenger RNA of Marchantia polymorpha subsp. ruderalis, 2594 nucleotides long. The record is from the annotation of a GenBank genome assembly. Lineage: Eukaryota; Viridiplantae; Streptophyta; Marchantiopsida; Marchantiales; Marchantiaceae.